AGGACCCAACAUGCCGGCGCACAUAUUAGCAUCGAGAGUGUAGCGAGGAAGCGUUUUUACAACAAUUUAUCAUAAAACUACGGUUUAAUGAUAACAUAUAACAAUACAUAACGCCGGUAAAUCGAUAUGUGUGGCACAUGAAGUGCCAUGAGUUAUUUUGGAAGAGUUGUUUACACGAUAACAGUUACAAGGGACACUGCUGAAGUCACUUCAUGAUGUCUGUGUGGGCGACAGAGGAAGUCCUGAAAUGGACCCUUCGCUUUUGCAGCCGCAGGACUCCGUGGACACACCGUAGUCUCCUGGUGGCAACAUCAAUCAAAGACUCAUCUCUUCGUCACACUCGGUCAGCACAUGUCUGGUGCACGGGGCAAAACCAGACCUGCCUGCUCACGAGUCCGUUCCACUCAGUGAGGUUUUAUUCACAGGAUAGUGUCCACGGUGUGCAGGAGAAGGAGCUUGUCUCUCUGUCUGAUGAGAGGACCUCAGUCAAGAGGCAGAAGACUUACCGUUUCAUGGAAAACCUUCAGCGAUGUGGCUCCCCGUCAGACAUCUUGGACUUCACCACUGAGUAUGCGCCCACUACUCGACAGGUCAGCAGCUGCCUGACGCGCAUGUGGUCCAUCUCGAAGAAGCUGUCAGAGGAGCAGCGGCGCCUUGAGCUGCAGCUGAUGUUUGAGCAUCCUGGCUUUCAAAGGCUGCUGAAAAGAGCCAUGAAGUGUGUGGGAGACAUGCGCAACGAGGAUGUGACCUACUCUCUCCUGAGCAUAGUCAGCCUGGGUGUGUCGCAACACAGCCGCGUGGUCCAGACUUUCCUACGAGCAUGUCAGGAGAACCUGAACGACUACGACAUGAAGAGCCUGUCGAUCCUUGCCUCCUGUCUGGAGAACAUGGACGACUGUCCCAAUGUCAACGCACUCAAGGAGGCCGUGAGGCUGAUCGUUGACGCUCAGCUUCCCAACAUCCAGGAUGUAAAGGCUCUGCAGACGAUGAUGCGGAUGUCGGGGAAAGACGCUCCGCUGGCGCUCAAACGUAAACUUGAGAAAAAGGCUUUGUCAAUGAUGGACCAGUUCACGAUUCCCAACACCCACUACAUGAUCACCACCAUGGCCACAGUGGGCCUCUUCUCCAAACCUCUGCUCGAUGUCUGUAGUAAGAAGUUCACAGAAAACCUUCAUGAAACCCCCUUCAACAGAUUGUUGGCAGUGUUGCUUUCCUGUCGGGAGCUGCACUACAGAGACCUGUACAUGCUCACUGGCACUUCAGACUACAUCACCUCCACCAUGGACAUGUGGAGCAACAAGCAGCUCCUCCUCUUCCUCUCUGCGUUCGAGGACCUCCUCUUCUGUCCGUCCUCUCUGAUGGAAGCGUACGCGGAGAAGGUGAUGUCCUGUCCGGACGCUCUGACGCUUCAGGAUCUGCUCUGUGUCCUAAAGGUCUUCUCCUCUCUGAACUAUGACCUGCAGCAGCACAGACAACAGUUCCUGGAUGGUCUCACUCAGGUCCUGGUCCCGUAUCUGCCCAAGAUGACUGAACUGAGACUGUUAAAGUCUGUGUUCUACCUGUGUCUCCUGGGCCACUUUCCCUCCGAGCCACUGAAGCAGCUCCUGCAGCCGAGUACGAUGGAGUGCUUUAGCUCCACACCGUUGAAAUAUCUCGACAGCCAGGUGAGAAUGUUCCAGACGUUGGACCUGUGUCUCCGUCUGGAUCGUCCUCAUCUCCCUUGUCCCUUGACCGUGCCCCCGUCUGUCCUCGAUGGCCCCGCCCCCUCGAGUCCACCUGUGAACCCUCAGCUCUCACAGAUCCUGCAGAGUCUGCUCCAGGACCAGGACCAGGCAGAGACGAAGCUACAGGAAAUGGUGCUGGUGGAGAACGCCUAUUUCAUAGACGCCCUGAUAACAAAACCUCCACCAAAGGAAACGUCCGUGAGUCUCAGUGAAGGAGCGGCAGCGUCGUCUCCAGCAGAGAGCAGUCAAAGAAUCGCAGUAAUCUGUGCGCCACUGUCCGUGCUUUGCUUCGGUACAUCCGACCCUCGCGGUCUCUUGGCCGUCAAGAUUCGCCACCUGAGAAUCCUGGGAUUUAAUCCUGUUCUGGUAACGGAGCAGGAGCUGUCGUCCGUCAGCCAGGAGCAGGCGACCGAGUUGCUCAGGGGACGCAUUUUUCCGGAACACCACCGGACAGACGCGCAACUGCAACGCUGAAGACGGACGUAAGGGAUUAUUAUUAUCACUGUAAACAAGAAAUAAACUUGACCUUUAAAAAGUU
This is a messenger RNA of Solea solea (common sole), 2262 nucleotides long. It is a transcript of the gene fastkd2, whose product is annotated as FAST kinase domains 2. Bases 213 to 2198 code for a protein of 661 amino acids. Gene Ontology annotation, cellular component: mitochondrial matrix; ribonucleoprotein granule. The record is from RefSeq and is a predicted model, not a curated record. Gene Ontology annotation, molecular function: RNA binding. Lineage: Eukaryota; Metazoa; Chordata; Actinopteri; Pleuronectiformes; Soleidae. Gene Ontology annotation, biological process: mitochondrial RNA processing; regulation of mitochondrial mRNA stability. The transcript is spliced from 12 exons.